This is a messenger RNA of Trematosphaeria pertusa, 639 nucleotides long. RefSeq lists its product as uncharacterized. Lineage: Eukaryota; Fungi; Ascomycota; Dothideomycetes; Pleosporales; Trematosphaeriaceae. The coding region runs from base 134 to 610 and encodes 158 amino acids. The record is from RefSeq and is a predicted model, not a curated record. The transcript has 2 exons.
CUUCACCUGAACCAUAAUUUCUUGCGAGACGUUUCGGUCAGAUUACUCUCUCAAUACAUACUCCACCCGAGCGGACUCUCGAGCCCUUCUACCAAGUCUCCCAACGGCCCGCCCACAGCGUAUCACCUUAGCGAUGGUCCGGGAAUUACGACCUAGGAAGAGGAUGCACGACGUCGAUGACUCGGAUGAAGAGCUGGAGAUCACCAUCAAAGCGUCGGACACCAAGGGAGCCAAGAGCAAAUCAGCUGCAGCAGUUGAAUCCCCGGCAAAGAGAUUGCGAACCAUUGCCGACGAGUUGGACAAGGUCACCGAGGAGAACGCCGCGCUGAAGAGUGAGGUCGAAGAAAUAGAAAUCGAGCGCGGCCGCAUGAGAUCGAAUCGCGAAUGGCAUAUUCGCGCGAACGACAUUCAAAGGCGCAAAAUCAAUGAUUUGACCAGGGAGCAGGCGAGGUUGGCCGGCGAGAAUGGUGUGCUUAAGAUGAAAUUGAUGAGGAAGGAGAGGGAAGCGAAGACCCUUCAGGAUGAGAACAAGGCCAUGAAGGAGAAGCUGGAGAAGGCUGAGAAGGCAUGGAAAGCGUUCAAGAGAAUGAACGAUGUCUUCGGAGACUGAGCUCAACGUGGGGUGCGGACAGAUCUGGG